Danio aesculapii is the source of this 3369-nucleotide messenger RNA. It is a transcript of the gene pcare1, whose product is annotated as photoreceptor cilium actin regulator 1. The coding region runs from base 1 to 3369 and encodes 1122 amino acids. NCBI's taxonomy places the organism in Eukaryota, Metazoa, Chordata, Actinopteri, Cypriniformes, Danionidae. The record is from RefSeq and is a predicted model, not a curated record. The transcript is spliced from 2 exons.
AUGGGCUGCUCUCCCUCACGGGGGAGAACACUACUUCCAGGGACUCACGAGUGCCCAGGAGAAUCACAGUCUCGUGAUGGAAGCAGUGGAGAAUCAGAGAGAGGCAACUCAACAUCUCGACCACAUGAGAGGAAAUCCUCUACAGCUGACCGUGAAGCUGAUGGAGCUGCUACUGCCAAACUGAGUACACAGGAAAUUAACAUCAAUAUAUUAUCUCAAGCUAAGGAAAGACAAGAAGAAAAACGAGAAGAUUGUGAGAAAAAAGGAGGAAAGAAGUCAAAGAAAAGCACUAAAGGUGUAAGGUUAAACAAGAGGAAAGAAAAAGAAACAAAGCCUGUUCAUGAAAAAGUUGACUUUCCAGAGGAACUUGUGGAGGCACAUCAAGCAGCAUAUGGAUAUCUUAACCCUAGCAUCACUAAAUAUGAUGACCUGUUGGGAUUACUUGAUCAUGCAACCCAAACCCAAAUUUCCUUGCAACCUAUGGUGGCGUUCAUGGUCUUACGCUAUGAGGAAAUAAACAAAGGGUUGCAGGAAAUAAUAGAAGAGGGAGAGGCUAUGUUUAAAGGAAACGGUGAGCAUCUGGCUUGGCCUUCUGAAAAAAAGAAGUCAUCAACCAAUUCAAAAAAUGCAACUGCUUCAACCUGCAGUGAUCCUCCACCAGACUUGCUACAACAGCUCCUUCAGUACACCGUGCAGAGGAUGCGUCAAGUGGGUCAAUUGGUGUGUGGAAUUGGCGACACCGCACUUGAGGAGGCAGUAGAUUAUUUUUCUUCCAUUGCUGAAAUUCUAGAUGAGAAGCUUAGAGCAAAACGUGCAUCAGAGUCUAGAUUAAUGUGGUUGCUCUCUCGGAUUGAGGCAGCCUCACAGAAAAAACCUAGCCCGGAAGACUCUGCACUGUUUAGUGAAGACAGUGGACUUGGGGCAGAAAGUGAGUCGUUGGCAGGUUCGGACAGACAACGUCAACGCAGAGAAAGCUCUGAGUCAUCUGGAACCAUUUGUGCUACAACAGGUAGUCCUAGUGGUUUUACACCAAUUCACAGAGGCUCGUACAGAGGCAGACUACUCAAAUCGAUGAGCAGUAGCAGCUCUCUAAACUCUAUAGAUUCAACUAGCACUAUUACAGCAAAAGAAAAAAAGGACACAGAAUCACUGCUGGGCUCUGUCUCCUUGGAUGAAGGUGAUUUCAAGAAUGGUAGUGAAAAGGAAAAAUGGAAUGAAAAAAGAAGAAAUCAAUCAGAAGCUUCUACUUCAGAGUUUAGACAACCAUGCCGAUUGCCAGCGAAGAGAAUAGAAAAUCCACAAAAUGUUGAAAUGACAUUAAAGCUGAAAGAUGCCAUUAGUGGCCGAAUUCGUUUUUUGCCAACCCAAGGCCCUGGAGAAAAGACAAAACAGACAGAUAGCCCAAAGAACAGUAGCCAACAGUGGGCUGAGGAUGGUGAUAAAAGUUCUAAAAGACCCCAAACAGCUGCCUCUAGAACAUCCAAGAAAAAGACUGCAGUUACUAAAAGAUCGAGGUCCGCAGACUCUCUUCGUAAUAAAGCAGAAGAUCCUACACUCAUUGAACUUGAGAGAACUCAAAAGUACCUCAACCAAAAGCUGGAAAGGAUGACAAAGGUUAAGGGAGAAGGAAAUAUAAGGCAAGGUUCCUCCAAGAAAACUCAACAAUGCCAAACACAAAACAUUUCAUCAAUUACUGCUGACAGGCAGCGAUCUUUGAACAGGAACAUUUUCUCUCCAAAUAAUCAAAGAAAGGCAUGCAAUGCAAAAGUAGAGCAAGCAACUACACAGAAUGAUUCAGAGAAAGUGGCUAAUGAAAAGGCAAAGGAAAAAGACAAGAAAGCUCCACCUGUUAAAGGAUCUGUUAAGAUACCUGUGCCAAGCCCUCCAUCAUCACCUCGCCAAUCUUCGGGAUUGUACAGGGAGAGGAAUUCUGUUCAAAAACUCAUUGACACAUUUAGUCAGGGAUUAGAGGAAAGCAAGCAGAUCCCAGAAAGUGUGAAAAUUCUUGGACCACUUAAGGGUGUAAGAAAGUGUGGUGUUCCAAUUAUUCCAGGUUUAGGUCCCUCUGGCACAUUAGCAUUCAUUGAUAAUAAUAUACUUUGUGGUCGAGGAGAGUCACAAUGUUUAGAUAGGACAGACGAUCUUGACAUUGACAAUCUGCCACCUCCUCCACUGGAGGUACUCAUGGACAAUUCUUUUGAAAAUGUACAGACAAAAGAAAAGUGUGAAAACAUAAGCAGGGGCCGAUCCACCCUUCCAAAAAGGACUGCAAUGUCCCAGAAGUUACGAGCCUCUCUGCCGUCUGUCACCGUGCUACCCAAUAGAGGAAAUUUAGUUAAGGGUCCUGUUAGCAUGUCACAAGUUUGUUCCACACAGAUUGAUACCAGGGAAGUCGUAAAGGGUGCUCACUUUGAUUCCAGCCAUGAAACAGACACAGAAAGUGAAGAGGCAGCCUCCCUUUACAAACAAGCAAGAAAAAUAAUACAUUUAAGACAUUCCUCUGACUCACCGAUGGAGAAAAAUACAUCUGAGCAAGACAACAGGCAGCUUUCUUCCUCCUGCCGAGGUGAUGUAGGAGAACAAAAGGAUAACAGUACAAAUGAAACAAUGCCAAAUAGUGCCUGCAGAAGCCAAAACACUGUCACUUCACCUGUAUCCAGGACUCGUGUGUUACCAUCCACACCUCUGUUACAUCGGAAACUUCCUAGUCCCCCAGUAUUGAAAAGCCAACCCUCUUCUUCAACUUCAUCUAGUCCUCCUACAAAUCGUAAACUUCCUACUACACCUUCUGCUGGACAACGAACACUGCCAAGUACACCUGUGGUGCAGCAAGACCACAACCCCAUCACAAUGACAGGGGUCACCUAUCCCUUUAAGGCACCAUCGCCCCCUGCUUCUCCAAAAGUGCAGCGAUGGUCCCGAGAAAACAGUACCGAGGAUACUUCAAGAGUUUUUAGUAAUGCACGAUCAGUGUUUUGCCCAGCCUCAUCGUCCUUAUUUGAGGCUCAGUCCGUUCCUACACCUAAGCCACCUCAAGCAUGGACCUCCACUGGUAGCAGUGUUUUGCCUCGUCCUUGGGGUGAGCGGGGUCGGCUGCCAGUGUCUGCACGAGGGCCCCAGCCAUUCAUCCGCCGCAGCCAGUCAGACAGAAGGCCCAGUCUCAGCAUGUCAUCCAGGGUGCCUGUCAUCUCCGUGGCAGAGACAUGUGGGAGUGAACCAGCAAUUUGCACCCAUGGGUUGGAAGAAGGACCAGACAGAGAAGACAAACCAUGGAGUGAGCAAACCGAAAUCCGAGGUGCAGUUCGGUCUGUUUCACAUCCAGACUUGUGUAUCGUGGGUCAGGGUUUACAGAGGGAAUGGGAGAAAUGA